Molecule: messenger RNA, 2087 nt
Organism: Brassicogethes aeneus
Lineage: Eukaryota; Metazoa; Arthropoda; Insecta; Coleoptera; Nitidulidae
Source: the annotation of a GenBank genome assembly
GUGAAUUGUGAAUCUGUGUAUGAGUUCGACUGUCGACCAUAUCAUGCCUAUGAGUUGUGAAGAAUUGUUAUAUCAGUUUUCAAAAAUGGACUCGGUUUUAAUGCCUACAGAAAUUGAUCUAUACAUUGAAACAAUGAAGCCCCAACGAAUGAAAAAUAUAGGGAACGAGCAAUGGCUCGAAUGGCAUCAGAGGGUGCAAAAACUGAACCAACAAGCUUUAGUGGAAGCUUCUGCGUUAAAGGAAGAAUAUGUUAAGGAAUCAUUGGUUACUUAUAAAAGAAUUAACAUUUUAGUCCAUGAAAGUAUCCUGAUAAACAUUUGGAAAUACAAAGUACUUCCUCUAAUCUUAAAAAUGGAACCAAGACCGGAAAGCACCUUUGUUGCUUAUUCCGUACUUUAUCAUGAAGCUGUCUGUGUUGCUCUAUUGGAAUUGGUCAUGUUCCACGAGUAUUGUUGCGAAAGUCUUGGGGACCAAUCUGCUGAUUUGUUGGACUACUUGAGCGGAGCCAGUGCUCGACUGCUUUCAGUCACUUACGAACCAGGCGAGUUGAAUGAGAACGCCACAGAGGAAUUGUAUCGGCAAAGAAAUAAUUUGUGUUUCGAGAUUGGUAUUAAGGCCCUAACAAUUAUCAGAUACCUUGCUGAUAGUAUAAACAGAUUGCCAAUAUCAAUUUUAUCAAAAAUGUACACUACUUAUGAUAUACCCGUCCUAUUUACCGAAAUCUUAUUGAAAAAUCCAUGGAAUGUAGAUGGUAAACAAUAUACAGGGGGCAAAUGGAAAAAUGCCGAUGGUUCGCAAGUGUGCCAACCUGAAGCGCAGGUGUGGUUAACUUUAAGAACACUUCUACUGGACCCAGAAUGCCAAAAUUACUACAACAUAACAGAUAGUCGCAAAUCUCAACUAUUAAAAAUACUUCCCUUUAUGUCUCAUUUACUUUUGGACCAAAUGUCGCCUUUAAUCGAAUUAAAACACUGGUUGUGCCGAUUGUCUGUAAUGGAAAAUAGUGGCAAUUCCGGUAAGCCUUUUAUUAUUGAAACCUCACUUGAAAUCAAACAAGGUAUACUAAAAGAGACCGGUGAAAAAUGGAAAAAAAUCGCCGAGACGCAGAGACCUGUCAUUUUUACAAAGGAUAAGCAAGCUUUAAAAGAUGCAGCUAAUAAACUAAGUGAAGCAUAUAACACAGAUUUACUAGAAAAAUUAGAUAUUUCUGAUAAAAAUACAACUUGUGCUAGAUGUGGUAAGGAUUCAAUACAAAAAUGUUCAAGAUGUAAAACAUCAUGGUAUUGUUCAAGAGUUUGUCAGGUUGAACAUUGGAAUCAACAUAAAGAAUAUUGUAAACCAGUAUGCUAAACAUAAACAAUUAAACCUGUUGUGCUUGAGGGAGGUUUCAAUAAAAGUUGCUUGAUUUUUUUUAUUAAUUUAUUAAAUAAAUAAAACAAAUAUCUUACACGUAAUUUUAGUUAGUAUUCAUUAAAUUUAGAAUAUUAAAUAUACAUGUAUUUAUCUCCAUAACCCUGGAAUAAGAAAAAAACAAUUACUUUUAUGUUUACAGCACAAAAAUAUAAUUUGAAAAUUUAGGUUAAAAUCAGCGGACGAUUCUCAGCAGGGUUUUUAUUUGGGUAACCUCAGUAGAGGGAGCCGUCACAAUUCAUCACGAAAACUUUUAAAAAGCUGUUUCUUUUGUUUAUUUUUGGUAACAUUAGUUUUAAAGUAAGUUCUUUCAAAUAUCAAUAAUAAAAAAAUUACACUUCACAAGUUAUGUUGAUAGAAUCUUAAAUAUUAGUUUUGAUGGUAGUUUAAUAUUAAAAUUAGUUCCAAAAUUAUUUUUAUCCGAAAUCGGCAGUGGUCAACAAUCGGCAGUGAAGUAUAAGAAAUCGGCAGUAAAGUGGAACUUUACUGCCGAUUUAAUACGAGUAUUGUAUGCAACCCAUUAUACAUUUAAGAUGUGUCUACUGCUCCUCAGCAGCAACUAAAUAAUAUUUUUAAAAAAGCACCGUUGCGGAGGUCGAUUGGACCCUUUCAUAAAAUGUUUAAUAAAAUAAUAAGUUAAUUUUAUUAAUUAAAUUAAAAAAUACCCGCGGCGGGC